AUUAUAACCCAUAAAAUUAUUCAGCAUGAAACGAAUCAACAAUACCUUUGAACUCGCUAAGAAGCCAAUAGGCGAGGGAGCCUAUGCCUCCGUUUACUAUUGAACAGUUGUUAAACAAGAAGGCUUAUCAGAUGUGUUCGUGCACAGGCAGAGAGAAGGAAGGCAGGUGGCUUGUAAGUAGGAUUCAAGGAGCUGGGUAUAAAGGGAUUGCUAGUGGAGAUUUGUUAUAAGCAGAUGGGCAAGGGAGGUUAAGAUUUUGAGAGGGAUAGACCAUUUGAAUGUGAUAAGACUGCUUGAUGUUUGACAGACAGAGAGUGCGAUGAACCUGUUUGUGGAGUUCUGUAAUGGAGGGGAUUUAAGGAGGGUUCUGGAAGUGAGAGGUGGCAGGUUGAGUGAGGAUUUUGUCAGGGAAAUUGUGAAGCAGCUUGCCUCAGGGCUUUGUUACUUGAAUGAGAAGGAAAUAAUCCAUAGGGAUUUGAAAUUGGAAAAUAUUUUGGUUAAUUUUCCAGAAUAUGAUGGCUCGAAAUUAGUGUCUGAUGAAUAUAUCAAGAACUUUAACUAUGAAGAUGAAGAGGUUGAAAUAUAAUCAUUGGAGAUUUAGGCUUUGCUAGAAGUGUCAAAGGAAACGGGUUAGCUAAAACAUGCUGAGGUACUCCCUCCACAGUAGCUCCAGAGGUAAUACAUAGCUCCUCUUAUAACUCAAAAGCCGACAUAUGGUCUCUCGGAACCAUAAUUUAUGAGCUUCUUGUCAGCUUUGUUCCAUUCAAAGGAAUAAACAAACGUCAUCUUAAUAAUCGACUAAGCAAAGGAGAUUACGGAAUUCCUAAAAAUAUAAAAUUAUCUCUUCAAUGUGUUGAUCUUCUUGAUAAAUGUCUUAAAUAUGAUCCAAGCAAGAGAAUAUCUCACGAUGAUCUUCCCAAACACCCAUUUCUCCACAAAAGCAAUUGUUCAGAAAAGAUCAAUCUGACUGUGAGCCAAGACUCGGAUUCAUUGUUUGAAGAACCUUACUGUUCGAUGGGAGUCAAUUCUAACAACGCAUUAAUGCUCAAUACGAAAGACAGUGCUGUUUUCAAAUAAUAAUUAUGAACAAGUUAAGAACAAACGCUUAGAACAGAAGAACCCUAAAGAAGAGUCUAAGUCAAAUCCUGAUACUAGUGAUGAAGAAAGCAGUGAACGAUGCCAAGAGAAAAUUGGGAAAAGCUCAGAUUCAGAUUCGGAAGAAGAAAGUGGAAGAGAAAAUAUUUUUGAAAGUCAGAUACAUAGACCUCAACUUGUGAAGGUUUGAAAAUCAAAUGAUAGUAAGUUUAUGAAGAAUAGAAAACUUCUUGAAGAAAGUAAAGAAGAUAUUAUUGAGAUAUAUGACAAUAGUCCAGCUUCUCCUGAUAAACAGCCUCAACUAUGUUAUACUCCUAGGAUGAGGGUUGAUAUCUCGGUGCUGUCUUUUGAUCUGGAACUCACGGAAGACAGACAGUUUGAUAAUCUUCAAUUUGUAGCUAGUGAUGAGGAGGAUGAUCAAUAGCUACCAAGCAAUAUAU
This is a messenger RNA of Moneuplotes crassus, 1535 nucleotides long. NCBI's taxonomy places the organism in Eukaryota, Ciliophora, Spirotrichea, Euplotida, Euplotidae. The record is from the annotation of a GenBank genome assembly.